CUGAGGGCAGCUGGGCUGCGGCCCAGGGUGUGUGGGAAGGUUAAAGGAUGAGCUGCUGUGGCUGAGGGCAAGUCCGCAGCCGGCGAGUGUGGGGACUGAGCUGGUGGAGAGCCCUGAGCUGGAGACGGGCUGCUGGGCUCGAUAAACUGCUUGUCCUGGCUUGCCCAACCUGAUGAGUAAUGGCUUUAUCGUUGUGCAAGGUGCAGGGCUUGUGAGGUCCUGAUCCUGCAGCUGGAGUCUUGCCCGUAAAGGUCCAUCAAGAUGUUACAGGUACCACUGCCCCUGGAUCGAGAUGGGAUCUUAUUCCGGCUCCGUUUUACCACGCUGGCCCUUGGGACUGUGUUUUGCCCACUCUUCGGUUUCCUUUUCUGUGUGAUCUGGUCCCUGCUGUUCCAUUUCCAGGAGACGACGGCGACCCACUGCGGGGUCCCCAACUACCUCCCCUCCAUCAGUGCCGCUAUCGGAGGCGAGACCCCCCAGCGUUACGUCUGGCGCCUCUGCAUCGGCCUCCACUCGGCUCCCCGCUUCCUGGUGGCAAUCGCCUACUGGAACCACUACCAGAGCUGUCACUGCUCGCACCCUCGCUACCUGCGCUUGUGCCACUUCAACCUGCUGCUCAACCUGCUCGAAAACUUCGCCCUUCUUAUUCUGACGUACGUGUCCUCAUCUGAAAACUAUGCAAUCCAUGAAAAUGCCUUCAUCGUCUUUAUCACGUCGGCUCUGGGCCACAUGCUCCUGACGUGCAUCCUCUGGAGAAUGACUAAGAAACACACAGUAAGUCCCGAGGAGCGCAAGUCGUACAAGUGGAAGCAGCUGCUGUUCUUCUUCACCUUCAUCACGUUCGCGUUUGCCGUGUGUGUCUACUUCCACCACAACUGGUACUGCGGCCCCGGAGUGUACACCAUCUUCGCUUUCUUGGAGUACCUGGUCGUCCUCUCCAACAUGGCCUUCCACAUGACUGCCUUCUGGGACUUCGGCAACAAGGAGCUGGUGGUGAGCUCGCUGCUGGAGGACAAGCACUUCUAGCCCGCCUUGUGCCGCAGCAUUCCACGUGCUGUCCUGGGGUCCCGGGCCCCGCACGUGUCUGUGCGUGGUGUCUGGCUGCGCCUGGAGCUCUCUUACAGGGUGCUGGGGGCUCUUGCUGGGGACCCUGGAGGCCAGUACCCCCUGCCCUGGCUCUCCGCCGGCUACCAGGAUGGGCAGGAGGACGGGGAGGGGGGCAGGUACCUGCUGCCUCUUUCUUUGGAGGAUGCUCCGGGCAGAGCAGAAUUCUGCUCCCAGCACUGGGGCACGGGGGGGACCAGCCUUGCCCUGCCCCUGCUUUGCCUGGGGGGUCUCACAGUUCCUCCUGCAGACUGGGGGUCCUCGGUCAAGGUCCUCAGGAAGGGCUGGUGGCCUUUCAGGCCUCAGGAGAAGGAGCACUUGCUGCCCCUGCGUGUCUCUGGUUGCACCCCCAAAGCAGAGCAGCCCGCAGCCUUGACUCCUUGGGAAGCCUUUGCUGUGGGGCAGGGGCCGGGGCAGAGCCAGGCCCACCCUGCGGCGCUGGGGCUGGGGCCAGGCUCCUCCUGAGCCCAGGCUGAGCACGGGAGCUGCGGCCGGGGGCUGGCCCUGGGCACUGCUCUCCUGUCUGGGGCUGGGGCAGGGUCCCGGCCCGUCCGUGCCUGUGCUGCCGGGAGGGGAGCGUCUUCGAAGGUGCCGGCCCGUGCACAGACCACACAGGAGCAAGGCAGGAGAGCAGGGGUGCAUGGGGCAUGGCAGAUGCCAAGAGCGUCCACUCUCCUGCUCUGCCUUUCCCAGAAGCCCCUCCAGCAAGCGAAGGUGCUCACAGGGGUGCUGCGCCCCAGUUCCAGCCCAGUUUGCGGGGGAAGGACCAGGGGGCUGGUGCUGGAGGUCCCUGCUCUGAUGUCCCCAUGGCUUCCCCUGUGCCAUCGGGCUUGAGCUGGGAACUGCUGGGGUUCAGUGCUGCUGCUGUCGCCUUGGGAGGAGGGUGCUGGUGGUGACCCCCAUCUAUAGGCUCUGGCUGCCGGGGUGCAGGGGCUGGCAUGGCAGCAGUGUGGGGGGCUGCCUGGGGUGCGGGGGCUGGCAUGGCAGCAGUGCCAUCAGGGUGGGAGCUGGGUGCUGGCAGCGUCUCCAGGCUCCUCCGCUCCUCCCGGUGCACAGCGCUGGUGGGAGGGGGCUGCUGCUGCUGUUGCUGCUCUGGCAUGGAGGGGCCAUGGCCCUGGAGGGCUCAGCCACAUCCUGCACUGGGAGGCACUGGGGAGCCGGUGCUGUGCUCGGAGAGGUCGCACAGGGCUCGCUCCUGGGGGCUCUCUGGGCAGGGGUUGCAGGCAGCGGGAGAGGGCUGAGCCUGUCAGCACCAGGAGCUCUCUUGAAUUUGGGGAGCUCAGUGCUUGCCCGGGCUCACGGGCCACGCUCGGCUGUGAAGGACCAACAUGGGUCCCUGCAACUGCCCUUCACGUGAACGCAGCCACCACCAGCGGUCCCCUGGGACGUCCCAGCCUCGUCCCUGCACUGCCGGGGCUUGGGCAGAGCCUCCUCCAGCGGGAGCUGCGGCGCCCUGGCCGGUGGCCCUGGCUGAGCCGGGGCCGGGCUGGCCUUGGAGCGGGUCCAUCCGUGUGCGUGUCCAUCUGUGAGUGUCCCCACCACGCCGCGCCGGGCUCCAUCCAUCCCCCCUGCCUGCAUGUGUGUGGUGUGCUGCGCCCCGGCAGCGUCUGCGCCUUGGUUUGAGGUUGAAAUAAAGCACUGAGUAUUUUUGUGA
Grus americana (Whooping crane) is the source of this 2758-nucleotide messenger RNA. It is a transcript of the gene PGAP2, whose product is annotated as post-GPI attachment to proteins 2. NCBI's taxonomy places the organism in Eukaryota, Metazoa, Chordata, Aves, Gruiformes, Gruidae. Gene Ontology annotation, cellular component: Golgi membrane; endoplasmic reticulum membrane. The coding region runs from base 262 to 1026 and encodes 254 amino acids. The record is from RefSeq and is a predicted model, not a curated record. Gene Ontology annotation, biological process: GPI anchor biosynthetic process. The transcript has 6 exons.